ACAACUGAGGCAUUGGAAGUAGACGAGACCCCCCAAGCCCGCAGCAAGCUCCGGAUCGCCUCAAUACUCGUUGCACUCUACCUCGUACUCUUCAUUUCAGCCCUCGACCAGACCAUCGUCGCAACCUCCAUCCCCACCAUCUGCGCUGCGCUCCACUCCGCCUCCGGCUACACCUGGAUCGGCGGCGCAUACCUGCUCGCCAACGCAGCCACGGGCCCGAUCUGGACGCGAUGCAGCGACAUCUGGGGUAGAAAGCCAGCGCUACUGAGCGCAGUCGCCAUCUUCGGCAUCGCCAGCAUCAUCGCCGCGCUCAGCACCAGCAUGCGCAUGCUAAUCGCCGCCCGCGCGCUCCAAGGCACAGCCGGCGGCGGGCUGAUCCAGAUGGUGUACAUCACGAUCUCAGACCUCUUCAGCAUGCGGCGACGAGCGCUGCACUUCGGGCUCAUGGGUCUGAUCUGGGCCGUGGCCGGCACGACAGGGCCGCUGAUCGGAGGCGCCCUGACGCAGCUGGCGACCUGGCGAUGGUGCUUCUGGCUCAACCUACCCGUAUGCGGCGCAGCGCUCACCCUCCUGACCCUCUUCCUCGACGUCCACAACCCACGCACCAGCCUCUCGCACGGCCUCAAAGCCAUCGACUGGCCCGGCACCGCCUGCCUCCUGGCCGUCUCGCUCCUCCUCCUCCUAGGCCUCGACCUCGGCGGCGCAAGCUAUCCGUGGUCCAGCGCGCGCAUCAUCAGCCUCCUGGCCGCAGGCACCUUCAUGGCCGCCGUCUUCCUAUACACGCAGCACCGCCUCUCCAAAUACCCACUGCUCCCCCUGCACCUGUUCCAGAGUAACCGGACCACGCUGCUCGCCCCCCUGGCCCUGGGCUUCGCCCACAGCAUGGUCGCCCUCGGCACAGAGUACUACCUCCCGCUGUACUUCCAAGCAGUGCAACAAGCCUCCCCGCUGCGCAGCGGCCUCCUCCUCCUCCCGCUAAUGCUCACCGAAGCCGCCACCGACAUCCUGGUCGGCGUCCUCAUUCACCGCACCGGCCGCUACCGCGAGAUCGUCUGGGCCGGCGCCGCGCUCCUCACCCUCGGCACCGCCCUGCUCACCCUGCUCGACGUAGAUACCCCGCUCGCGCGCGUCUUUGGCCUUCAGGUCCUCGCUGCCCUGGGCACCGCCUGUCUCUUCCAGACCCCCAUGCUCGCCGUCCAAAACUCCGUGAGCCCGGCGGAGGCUGCCUCCGCGACUGCUACGUUGGGCUUCGUGCGUAACCUCGCCACGGCGCUGUCGGUCGUGCUCGGUGGCGUGAUCUUUCAGAAUGGUAUGCAGGCGAGGCAGGCGGGGUUGGCGGCUCUGGGGAUACAGGGCGAUGUGCUGAAGGCGUUGUCUGGGGAGGCGGCGGCGGCGAAUGUCGGGAUUGUGCGGAUGAUACGCGACGAGAGGCAGCGGAGAGCAGUGCGUGACGCGUUUGCGGGUAGUUUGAGGGUCAUGUUUGCGUUCUAUGCUGGUGUUGCGGGUGUGACGGUCGUCGGGGCCGCGUUUGUGAAGCAGAGGAGGUUGGCGACGGAGCAUACGGAGGUGAAGACUGGGGUGCAGCAUCUGAGGGAGCGGGGUGGGGAU
Aspergillus homomorphus CBS 101889 is the source of this 1608-nucleotide messenger RNA. RefSeq names its product MFS drug transporter. The transcript is spliced from 2 exons. The annotation marks the transcript as partial. The record is from RefSeq and is a predicted model, not a curated record. Gene Ontology annotation, molecular function: transmembrane transporter activity. Gene Ontology annotation, biological process: transmembrane transport. NCBI's taxonomy places the organism in Eukaryota, Fungi, Ascomycota, Eurotiomycetes, Eurotiales, Aspergillaceae.